CAGAAACCUGUUUAAAAAUACGAUUCUCUUUACCAUUUCUGAAUUAAUCAAAACAUUCAUUUGCAAAGCAUCCUCUCAUCAUCACUCUCAUGGGAAAGAACAAUCACAUUGGUCACUGGGGACCACCCACAUCCUCCAUUGACUGGUGCGAAGACAACUACGUGAUUUCGUACUACAUCGCAGAGUUUUUCAACUCGUUUUCGUCUUUUGCCAUGAUCCUGCUCGGCGAAGCUGCCUAUUACUCCAUCAACCGUCUCGAGUCAUCUAUGAUCUACAACCCCCAAACAUCUUCAUCUUCAUCCUCCUCCUCCUCCUCCUCCACCUCAAACGUAAACUCAGCCCCAAGUCUCUUCCGUUUCAAAUUAGCCUUCCGUACCAUCACAGUAGUGGGCAUCGGCUCCUUCCUCUUCCACGCCACUCUCCUCCACAAGAUGCAGAUGUUGGAUGAACUUCCAAUGCUCUAUUCUGUCCUGGCUCUAUUUUACUGUCUCAUCGAAUCCAGAUUAGGUCCACAACCCAAAUGGUUUCCUCUCCUUUUGACCGCUCAUGGGAUCCUGGUGACUUUUUUAGUGGCCUUCACAUCAGGAAAGACCCAGUUUUUUGUAUUCCAUACCACAUUCGGAUCCCUGGAGUUUGCUGCCUUGUUUUUGAUCUACAAAGUUUACAGUGUCCGUAAACAAGAAUAUCCAGAUGUGAAACGAACCUUCGAGAUUGGAAUCGCAUUCUAUGCCGUGGCUGUGGCUGUUUGGAUGACAGAUUUGAAUUUCUGCGAAACAUCCUUGUUGGCAUGGUGGCCAUGGCCAUGGUCAUUUCCAACAUCAACGUCAACAACGUCAUCAUCAUCAUCAUCAUCAUCAUCAUCAUCAUCAUCAUUAUCGACCAAAGAAUGGAUUGUUAAGGAUCUAUACCUUCAUGCAUGGUGGCAUACAUUUGUCAGUAUAGGCCUGUAUCUCCUCUCUACUGUCAUCAUGUUGGAUGGGUUGAUUGUUCAAGGUUGGAAGCCAAAAAUUGAAAUGAAAGCCGGUGGGUGGUUACCGACCGUAACCAUAGUUGGUAAAAUUGAUGGUGCGGGUGCGGGUGCGUCUGCCGCCACAACAUCCUCAUCCAAGAAGAAGAAUUAGUUAUUAUUACUACUAUUAUUAUUUUUUCUGUGUCCUUUUUUUCUUCCUCUAAGUGUAGACUAUUUAGAAUAAAAGAAAAU
This is a messenger RNA of Lobosporangium transversale, 1201 nucleotides long. Its product is annotated as ceramidase-domain-containing protein. The record is from RefSeq and is a predicted model, not a curated record. The transcript has 2 exons. Gene Ontology annotation, biological process: ceramide biosynthetic process; ceramide catabolic process. Gene Ontology annotation, cellular component: endoplasmic reticulum membrane. NCBI's taxonomy places the organism in Eukaryota, Fungi, Mortierellomycota, Mortierellomycetes, Mortierellales, Mortierellaceae. The coding region runs from base 90 to 1121 and encodes 343 amino acids.